This is a messenger RNA of Malus domestica (apple), 384 nucleotides long. The record is from RefSeq and is a predicted model, not a curated record. NCBI's taxonomy places the organism in Eukaryota, Viridiplantae, Streptophyta, Magnoliopsida, Rosales, Rosaceae.
AUGGCUACUGCUGCAGUCACCUCCUUUUCUUUGUUUAGAAAUUAUGCAACAACAACUGUGAGAGCUUUUGUGACAGUGAAAGCCUCAAACACCAAUUUCAUAACUUCCUUUCUUCUUCUGCACUUUCGCAGAUCCCUGUGCCGUGUUAGCACUACAAACAAUAAGGAGGCUGCUGCAAAGUUAGCUGUAGUGAAUGCCGACACUGGAGCUCCAACAAUAUUUGACAAGAUCAUAUCUAAGGAAAUCCCAUCAAGCAUUGUAUAUGAGGAUGAUCUGGUCUUGGCAUUUCGUGAUAUCAAUCUGCAGGCUCCUAUUCACGUUUUAGUCAUCCUAAAGCUCAAUGAUGGAUUAACUGGCCUGGGAAAGGUAAUCUAUGGCCUAUGA